This is a messenger RNA of Cyphellophora europaea CBS 101466, 3195 nucleotides long. RefSeq lists its product as uncharacterized. The transcript has a single exon. Gene Ontology annotation, molecular function: protein binding. The record is from RefSeq and is a predicted model, not a curated record. The coding region runs from base 1 to 3195 and encodes 1064 amino acids. NCBI's taxonomy places the organism in Eukaryota, Fungi, Ascomycota, Eurotiomycetes, Chaetothyriales, Cyphellophoraceae.
AUGCCUAACCAGCCAAGACUUGUUCUACCGUCCGGACCAGGGCUGUGUUAUACUGACUCUACACACAGAAUACUAUAUUCGGUAGAUUCGGAUGGGUUUGCGUCACUUUCGUUGCUCAAUCGCAGUUGGUAUCACCUGGCACAGAAACAAGAGCUGUAUGCUCACCAUUUGUCGCGAUGCCCUUCAUAUGCACUAUCCAACAAUGUCAUCACGGGUCCGUUUCGACGAAAUGAUCUCUAUCGCCUGAAAACCAAGUUCGCGGCCGAAGUCAGGAGGAAUCUAUUCGAAGCAUAUAUGCGACCUCGACGGACACUGAUCAAUCUCAUCUCGGUCAAUGCAAAUUCAUCAGCAGCUUUUCCUGGUGGAGAAGCAUUUCGCUUCGCAUUCUCUCCCAACGGACAGACUAUCCUAGCGUUGAGCUCGUCCCGUAUAUACGUGCUGGAUGCAACAACGGACAAUAUAGUGGUCCGGAAGGAGCUGAAAACACUUAGAAGACCCAUCGCUGCGUCCAUCACGGAUGAUGGCUCGCUUCUCGCCGUCCUAUCCUCGAGGCAUCAGGUCAACGUGUACGGUCUUACACCGGAGGGUCCAAGGCAUCUCCAAGUUCUGGCGCUGAACGAUCCACCGCGUACAAUAGCCCUGGCUCACGAGGGGACGGUCCUUGCCGCAGCAUACGAAGGUUUAGUCGAAGUGUUCUCAUUGGCGGCGAAUGCUCUGUCAACCGAUCGCAGGGCAGUGCGAAGCGAAGCAAUGGAUACCCUACAGUUUUCGGGCGACGGCUCGAUGCUGGUAGGAAGCUCUCAGAGCUUGGAUGAGCCGAAUGCUGUUGUUAUCACCGCACCUUUCUACACCGAGAACGAUCCAGAUCUGAGCUCGCGGGAAAUCCACAGUCGGAUGUGGACAACACAGAUCCUCUUUCCUCAGAUCAGCAGCGUCUGCAGCCACGCAGAACUGUUGCAAGGGCAUAUUGAAGGCGAUGCCAAUUGGCUAUUUGCCUACGACCACAGUCUCAUGUCAUAUCGAGCUGUCCGGACUGAUGACACACGCACGGGCGUCGCGUAUUUCCUCAACCCUCCAAUCAACCGGAGAUUCAGUCUCCCUUCGCCGUCGACAGCACCGACCGCCUCGGCUUGCGGAACUUUGGUUGCAUCUGGAUAUCAUGGUAGCGGGAUGUGGAUUUAUGGCGUGCCAGAAAGACUCGACAUCAGUCCUGACAUGGGAUCGGUGGUCGAACGCCACGAGGAGCGAAUGAGAGGUCGUGUUCACCUCACUACAGCUACCGGACACAUCGAGCCCCUAAUGGCCUACUCUCCUUCGGUAUCAGGCAGCAGUGAUGAGAUGGAAGGCCUUGAUUCAUUGGCUCAGAAGGUCGACUGGCGCCAGAGUUUGUUUGUCAAAUGUCGGGGUGUCAACAGCUUGGAAGGAUGCUCUGCUGCGAAGUGGGUAGAGCGGACUGAGGCUCGAAAAUUCGGCUUUUCCGGCAAACGUUUGGUCGUGGUGGCACCAGGCGGCGUUAAUUCGUUUGGUGAAGAGCUGGGAGAGGAUGUCAUGCCCGUCGACGGUUCGAGGAUCUGUCUGCUCGAUUUUGACUAUGUUCCUUCGUCUCUGCAGGAUCGCGAGAUUACGAUAGAAGUCGGCGACAAGAUGCCCGAACUACUGACUGAGCACUCGGGAGACAUCGAUACCGAGGUUGCCCUGGAGAGGCGAAGGACUGUACGCGGCUCCGGUCCUCGCAGCGCACCGCGAGGACCUCUUGGCCGUUCACAAACAGCUGCCUCGCCCCCCGGCAGCAGCUACUUCGGAGCCAUGCCGCUCCGUCCGAGUGCUUCCCAGCCAUCAUCGCCGAGCGAGGGUGUAAAUACUCCUCCUGUGCCACUGCCUCCGACGAAUUUACACCGAAGCAAUACCUCGGGCGGCUUUCGCGCAGCGCGAUUUCCACCACGUCCCCCAUUGGGCCAGGACUACGGAGGGAAUGCCACCAAUCAGCCGACAGGACCAGGAAGACGCCCCUCACAGGACAGCUGGGAGACGCCGCCUCCUCCAUAUUCGUCAGGGGGCCAGGGGCACACUCCUACUAGCCCCCCAUUCAUGAAUUGGCCGCACCUCCCCAAUGGUGGCGUAAGCAGUAAUUUUGGCGGCCCUGCGAUGUAUCCGCAGCCGCCACGCGGGCAACAGAUACAGGCAGGCAAUAUCCCAGGACCAACUGCAGGCUAUCACAAUAGUGCAUUACUGGCACCACGAUUGCGGGGACAACAUCUGGCCACGGUAUCGGAAUCUGCCAUCCCUCAUCGACCGCCUAUGCCGGUGCCGUUUGCUGGUGUUAGCCCCGAGCAUACCAGGUCCGGCGCAGCAACGCCAGAUCGGCCAUCCCCAGAGGAGACACAGCCUAUGAUGAGGGCGAACAUGAAUGAACCCAUGUCAUCGCCCACACCUCAUGUGUAUCCAGCCGGACCUGGAGUGCACUCGCAGGCGGAGCGCCCUAAGCCACCAGCCACGGGAGGAAUUACGUUGACCGGUGCCAACUUGCAGAACAGGUUGAACCAUCCCGUGCCACCACCGCCUCCAGGCAGUCAGGAUCAGCAGCGGUCUGUAUCGGCGCCGCUCUCUCAAAACCAGCCGGCUGGCUACGGCUACAGUGGUCCAACGCCAGGGCAAUUGUCUAAUCUUGAGCGGAGAGUGUCCCAGACGCAACGUCGACCACUGAACGUAAUGACUAAUGGCACCUCAUCUAACCUUGCUGCUGUAACCCCUUCCCCUCCUCGCGGCGCAUGGGGAGCGGCGGGUGUACCUGGCUCACCGAGCUUCAAUCGCGCCAUCACGACGCCAAACGGUCUCGUACGCCCCGGUUCUGGAGGAACCGGUGUCUCCAUACCGACUUCCAGCUCCACGCCAAAUCUCCACGCCCCAGGACGGCCAAAGUAUGGACGCCUUGACACGAUCGAAAGUAUGGGUAGCCAGCCUGACCACCAGGGUCCUAUUCGGAUGCGAGCAUACAGCGUGGAAGAAGCUAUACCAAGUCCCAUCAGAGAGCAUCUGGGUGCAACAUAUGAGGCUACGAGGGCGGGGACCGACCCGUUGACAUUCAAUCGUGGGAAGGGUAAGAAGAAAAAGGCGAAGAGUGAGGGUUGGAGUGGUCAAAGUGAGGCCGGAACAUCAACCGUGAAGAAGAGAGGAAAUCGCUGUGUGGUCAUGUGA